Messenger RNA from Cyphomyrmex costatus, 1871 nucleotides. Its product is annotated as putative methyltransferase NSUN6. Gene Ontology annotation, biological process: RNA methylation. The transcript has 8 exons. Gene Ontology annotation, molecular function: RNA binding; RNA methyltransferase activity. NCBI's taxonomy places the organism in Eukaryota, Metazoa, Arthropoda, Insecta, Hymenoptera, Formicidae. The record is from RefSeq and is a predicted model, not a curated record. The coding region runs from base 125 to 1513 and encodes 462 amino acids.
GUUGCCUGGCCAAAACUGGAGAAGAAUAAUUGAGUAGUAAUACGUUCAACUAAGUGCUGAAUAAUGAUUGAAGAGCAAUUGCACGAAGAUAAUAAGUGAAAUAAAUAGAAAAAAGGAAAAAGAGAUGACGUCAUUACAAGUGUUAUUACAUUGUUUGCCCUUUAAACAUAAGUUUGAAAUACGUGAUGCAUUAAUAGCAGACUUAAGAAAAGCGAUAAUUAACGACAAAUAUUUGCAACAAUCUGAAAUUGAGGAAAAAAUUGAUGCUCUUUGUAAAUGGAUAUGUACAACACCUAAAAAGAGCUUCUAUAGACUAGAUCGUUUUAAGGAUGAUUAUACAAACGAUCUGGACGAUUUACACAAAGCAUUAAAGCAGGAUGGUAAACCGGAUCCAUCUAUUCACUUCUUACCGGAUCUUCCUAAUGGAAUAGUUGCAGUCGAUAGUUGGGAUCUUUCGGUAUCUCUUGAUUUAAAGAUAUGUCCAGAUGAAAUUAUCGUCGAUGCUAUAUGUGGUGCGGUUGUGCUAAGAGGUUCUCAUGUUUUUGCUCCUGGCGUUAUUGGAAUGCCAAAUGGUUUAAGCAUUAAUGCUAAAGUUAGUGUAUUCGCCGAUGUUACUGGUCAAUGUAAAAAAGGUUUAAUUAAACCAUAUGCAAAUAGUAACAAGAUAUAUUUAGGUAAUGGCAUUCUUCGACAAACAAGGAAAGAAUUAUUUUGCAAAGCAGCUAAAAAUCCACGUGGUAUUGCAAUAAUUAUGACUGACGUAAUCUCACGAGUUCCACAAUUGAACGUAAAUAAUGUAUCUUUGAGAUCACAUGCAUUAUUGCAAAAUUUACCCUCUAUUGUGUGUAGCCUAAUUUUAAAUCCUCAACCAGGUGAAACAAUCCUGGACAUGUGUGCUGCACCUGGUAACAAAACCACACAUAUUUCCUUGCUUAUGAAAGGACAGGGUACAAUAAUAGCUCUGGAGAAAAAUUUAGGUAAAGUGAAACGAUUUGAGAAAAAGUGUAAUAAUGUUAAAAAUAUUAAAAUAUUUUGUUGUGACGCUACCAAGGCUGUUAUCGAACGAGAGCAUAAUUUUGUCCACACUGACGGACCUCCAUUCGAAGAAAAUUAUUUCGAUCGUAUUCUCUUAGAUACUCCAUGCAGUGCGUUAGGUCAAAGACCACAAUUAUACAAUACAAUUACAUCGGCGCAACUUUAUUCUUAUGUUCCUUUGCAGCGAAAUCUUUUUUCUACCGCUGUACGUCUUUUGAAACAAAAUGGGACAUUGGUAUAUAGUACAUGCACUAUCACAAUAGCAGAGAAUGAAGGAAUUAUCGCUUGGGCAUUGAAACAAUUUCCAAAAUUGCAAUUACAAUCUGUCAAAAAUCAAAUAAAUACAGAUAAAUAUGGCACUCAAGGAUAUAUUAUAGAUGGUUUAACGAGUGAAAAUGCGGAAAAAGUAUGCAGAUUUGGACCUGAAAGUGAUUCUGUUGGCUUUUUUAUUGCAUGUUUGAAAAAAUGUUCCUACUAAGAUGAUAUGUAUCACACAAUACAGGCCGCAUUAAUGAUCAUGAAAAUUUGCCCAGAACCAACUGUCUUUAAUAAUAAAUAGUAUAGUACUUCGCCGGUGCGUGUUACGACUAUAGAUCACGACUAUAGAAAAAUUGUGGUUCUCAUUAGUUGUCGCUAGUUAACGCGAUAACGACAAUUGCCGGUGAGAGAAUCCUGGUAGUAUUUAUCGAAACAUGGUCAUUGUUUUUUUACCAUUGUAUUUCUAACUUUUUUUUUUAUCGAUAUUCGCACAUAUUCGCAUGCGCGCGCACACAUUAUGUAUGAACGCAUUAAAAUAGUAUAUUUCUGUGAAUAUACGCGAAUAUUAUACAUAUAAA